Iphiclides podalirius (scarce swallowtail) is the source of this 393-nucleotide messenger RNA. The record is from the annotation of a GenBank genome assembly. NCBI's taxonomy places the organism in Eukaryota, Metazoa, Arthropoda, Insecta, Lepidoptera, Papilionidae.
AUGUUCAUCACACAAUACUUUUCUAGUAGCCUGGAUCGAACCGGCACCCUCUGGCAAGGGACAGGUUUACAAUCCACUGCGCCAAUCGGAUCGUCGAAUACGUCCGUUCCCUCUGGGUUUUAUCGCGUGACGGCCGUUGUUAUUAAUCUCGCCGAUCUCGCGCCGACGGAGGCUGUUCCCAGGUCACGUGACACCGCGCACGCGACCCGGGACAGCGCCAGCGUGAUCGACGCCCCCGGUAACCCGAUCCCGGGUGUGCCGCCGUCGCCCGUUAUCGUUAACCGUGCGCCGGGCGUUUUCGUUUUCGCUAACGACGCCAAAUUGCCGGCCCCGGUGACGUGCGUAAACAGAAUUAUAACAACAGCGGGGCCCCCUAACGAUGGAGCCGCGGAG